CGUCGGCGCUGGACUAUAGUUGUGAUUCGGAUGAUAACAACGAACCUAUGUACCAAAUGUCGUUAAGCAAAUAUAAACCGGCAUGAGUCAUUGUUUGACGGCACCUUGGGGCGGUACACGGGCGGCACGGUGCGGCUGCAUGUACGCCCGGGCUCGGGCCCGGUGUUCUGCCGCGCCCGGCCGGUACCGUUCGCGCUGCGGCCGCGAGUUGACGCCGAGCUUGACGCCAUGCUGGAGGCGGGCGUCAUCCGGCCCGUCACCCGCUCCGACUGGGCCACUCCUCUGGUGAUUGCUCGUAAGGCGGACGGCGGAAUACGACUGUGUGCGGACUAUAAGGUGACCCUUAACCCUAACUUAUUGGUCGAUAGGUACCCGGUUCCCAAGGUCGAUGACCUUUUUAGCACGCUAAGCGGAUACAAGUAUUUUACUAAAUUAGACUUGUCACAAGCUUAUAAUCAACUAGUCCUAGAUGAGGCGUCCACGGAGUACACGGUAAUAAAUACACAUAGGGGCCUAUUCAAAUACACUCGUUUAGUUUAUGGGCUGGCGUCUAGCCCAGGAAUCUUUCAAAAGUUUAUGGAAGAUUUAUUUAAAGGGGUACCGGAUGUAAUAAUUUUUUAUGAUGAUAUCUUAAUUAAAAGUAAAGACAUCGGUAGUCACCUUCACACGAUCGAGCAGGUGCUAAGUAUAUUAGAGUCAAAUGGGUUAAAAAUUAAAAAAAGUAAAUGUGACUUUUUGACUAAGGAAGUUCAGUACUUAGGUUUUGUUCUCGAUAAGGAGGGUUUAAGGGUAAACCCGGAUAAAAUUAAACCCAUCAUUGACAUGCCCCCACCCCAAAAUAACCAUCAAUUAAAAUCUUUGUUAGGUAUGAUCAAUUUUUACGGAAAAUUUGUAAAAAACUUAGCAUCCCGUUUAACACCACUGUAUAGCUUAUUAAAAAAAGGCAAACAUUAUCAUUGGGGGAAGGAUCAGAAUGAGGCAUUCCUUCAGGUAAAAAAAGAUCUUUGUGGAGCGGAGGUAUUGGUUCAUUUUGACAUGUCACGGGUUAGUGUGGUAACUUGUGACGCGUCAUCACGUGGCCUUGGGGCAGUUUUGGCUCAACGCGCUCCCGAUGGCACCGAGCGCGCCGUCGCCUACGCGUCACGCGCACUUACCCCCGCGGAAAUGCAUUACAGUCAAAUUCACAAGGAAGCUUUAGCCAUAGUUUUUGCCACAGAUAAGUUCCAUCAGUAUUUAUUUGGUAGAAAAUUCAUUCUUCGCACGGAUCAUAAACCUCUAGUGAGCAUUUUUGGACCAAAUGUUGGAAUACCAAUUACAGCAGCAAGUCGGCUUCAGAGGUGGGCGAUUAAGUUAUCAGCUUAUGACUUUAACAUAGAAUAUGUAAAUACCGAUAAAAAUACCGCGGAUGCCCUAUCGCGUUUAAUUAAUUCUCACAAGGAGGAAUCAAUCGCCUCUGAAGAAGUUUUGCCUGAGCAGACGUACUUACAUUUUGCAUCUGAAGCCCUUUUAUUAGACUAUAAGGUACUAAAAAGGGAAACAGCUUCAGACCCGAUUCUCAGCAGAGUUUUGAGUUACAUCGUGGAUGGGUGGCCUACUGACGUAGAUAUAAAAGAACUUAAGCCAUAUUUUAAUAGACGGAAAGAGAUAUAUAUAGAAUUAGGUUGUGUCAUGUGGGGACACAGAGUAGUUAUCCCGAUAUCUUGUCAAUCCAAGGUAAUGAAAGAGCUGCACGACACACAUAUGGGGGUUGUCAAAACAAAGGCGUUAGCACGGAGCUAUGUGUGGUGGCCGGGAGUGGACGAGGCCGUGGAGGCGGCCUGCGGCGGCUGCGAGGUGUGCGCCAGCGUGGCGAGCGCGCCGCCCGGCCACGCACCGAGUCCCUGGCCAUGGCCCAAUCGCCCGUGGGCAAGAUUACAUUGUGAUUUUUUAGGGCCCAUAUUAGGGAACACUUAUUUAAUUGUGGUAGAUGCCGGUUCUAAGUGGAUUGAGGCAAUUCGUAUGAAAACUACUAACGCAGGGGCAGUAAUUUCAGAGUUAAGGCCAAUGUGGGCGAGAUUUGGCCUACCAAAACAAGUAGUUACAGAUAAUGGCCCUCCUUUUACUAGUGCGGAAUUUGAGUCUUUUUUGGCAAGAAAUAAAAUUGAUCAUUUAUUUUCAGCGCCUUACCACCCGGCGUCUAACGGUGCCGCAGAAAAUAGUGUUAAAAUUUGCAAACGGGUAAUUCAAAAAGCUAUUAAACAAAAAAUAGAUAUAGAUACGGCUUUAAACCGGUUUUUAUUAUCAUAUAGAAAUACGGAGCAUUACACUACUGGUGAAAGUCCGGCCAGAAUUUUACAAGGAAGAAAUUUACGUAUGCGCUUAGAUAAUUUUAAACCAGAUCGUUUAGACCGUGUAAACAAACGUCAAGAGCAGGACAACGCGGUACGAGGGGUGCGCGGGCGCGAAUUCGCACGCGGCGACGAAGUGUGGUGCCGCGACUACCGCUCCUCUGAUCGCUGGGUCCCGGGAAAGGUCUCAGACAUUCUAGGUAAUACCGACUAUAAAGUGUUGUGUGAUAAGGGAACCGAGGUACAUAGGCACAUCGACCAAAUAAGGCGCAGGGUCCCAAGGGUAACUGAGGAAGUACGUACACAGCCUAGAUCAUCCGUCCAUCGUAGAAAUAGCUCCUUAAUUGUUCCGCAAGUAGAGGAAUGCGAGCCAGAACCAGAGGAACGACCAGCCGAGCCGAUUAGAGCUAGCGCGAGCCAGGGUAGUGCGACUAAAGACCCUUCCCCGCAGACUGCCGCCGUGGACCAGCCCCAGGUUGUAACCGAUAAGGUUGAUAAUAUGUGUCCACCUAAAAGGGUACCUAAACCUCCUAUACGUUUCGGAUUUGAGGAAUAUUUUUAGAAUUAAGUAUCACCUACCUUCUUUUCUGUAUGAUUGUGUUAAUUGUUAGCUGCAUAGGGAUGUAAGCGUUCUAGUGUUCGACACUGCCUACUUUUAAUCUAAAUGUAUAGUAGUAGACUGGACAAUCACAGAGUAAAUCAACGUAAGUAAUUCACAUGCCGAACAUUCGCACGCUUACCUUGAAUACCUAACCAUAAAUAUUAAGAUAUUAUUGUAUUCAUAAAAUAAACGCAUUUAAAUAUUAAAUAUAGCUAAAUCUUAACUUGUAAUUCAAGAUUGUUCCUACCGGUGCACGUUAGAUAAUGUUACUGUACGUAGGUACACAACUACACAUCUGUAUCAUUGUUACCUGUUACGAUUCACAACUGUUUAGAAAUUAGAAUCAAAUAGUAUUAAGUUAGUUAAGUAGCGAUUAAGGGUGGAGGUGUUGGUAUAUAUUAGGUAUAUGUAUAGAUAUGGAGGGUAGAACCAGUCUUGCAAUAAACGAUAUACGGAA
Cydia fagiglandana is the source of this 3385-nucleotide messenger RNA. RefSeq lists its product as uncharacterized. The coding region runs from base 229 to 2889 and encodes 886 amino acids. Gene Ontology annotation, biological process: DNA integration. NCBI's taxonomy places the organism in Eukaryota, Metazoa, Arthropoda, Insecta, Lepidoptera, Tortricidae. The transcript is spliced from 2 exons. Gene Ontology annotation, molecular function: zinc ion binding; nucleic acid binding. The record is from RefSeq and is a predicted model, not a curated record.